AGCGCGAUCUUCUUUUGACGGAUAUGAUGGCCAGACAAGUUGUAUCAUGUCAAGUAAAAAAUUUAAGAAAUGUAGUUUCGAAUUGAAUUAUUAAUCGACAUUAUGGAAGAAACUAGUGCCGCGGAGAGUUCAUCAAGCAAGUCUGAUAUCCGUUUAAGUGACUGCAUAUGCCCAAUAUGCAUGAGCAUUCUUCUCGAACCAGUGACAAUGCCUUGUGCUCACGAACUUUGUAGGCCUUGUUUUCGGGAUACAGUGGAGCAGGUCAAUUUUACCUGCCCACUCUGUCGGUUGCGCAUCAGUAAUUGGGCAAGAAAACAGACUAGGGUAAACAAAUUGAUAAACUGGACCAGAUGGAAAGAAAUACAGACAGCUUUCCCCGACCUUUGUAGAAAAAGGCUCGAGGGUGAAGAUGACACCGAUGUCUUACAACCAGUAAAUCCUAUCCGUAUCUGUCAACCAGGGGAAGUUCGGAAAGAAUAUGAACAGCAGAUGAGAGCGCUUCAAAAACAAAGGGAAGAGGAAGAAAAGAUAGAAAAGGACAAAAGCCAAAGAGUUAUCAAAGAGAUACAAGAAGAGGAGCUUCAACAGUAUGAAGAAAGAAGGCAAGAAGAAGAGAGAUUGAUGGCCCUUGAUGAGCAGCUGGCGAGAAAGUUAGCUGGCAGUGCAGAGCCUCAAUUGCAUGUGAUUGGAAAUCUAGCUGAUGAGCAAGCAAGACUAGAUGAACAACUAGCGAGGUCUCUUCAAGAGGACCAAGAUCCACCGGGCAUAUCAAACCAAACACAAAGGGAUGAAGAGUUUGCCAGGAGACUUCAGGAAGAGCUUGAAAAGACUUCAAUAAACAGCAAAAUCUCCAGUAAGUGUUCAACCCCACGAUCCAAAAACACCACCAAAAUUCCAGCUGCAAACAUCGAAAGAUUUUUCACAAAAAUGCAGCCUGGAGAAAGUUCUCAGAAUCUCUCAUGCAACAGCUCUGGAAGUUCUUCAAAAGAUGAUGUUUUACCUUCUUUUGCAACAUUUGACAAAGGCCUCAGCCAUUCGAUGAAUGUCCAUAUAAGGAGCUCACCAGAAAACAGCUGUAGUAGAUCAAGCAUGGAUUCCAACAGUGAAACGCCAACAUUUCUUGGUCCAUCAACUUCAAAAGUCAUUGGAAAAGCUGAUGUAUCUUUGAUAUGUAUGGAGGAUUACAAGGAUGAACCUAUAGAAUUUGAUGAAAACUCAAACACAGAAAAGUCUUUCAAUGAUGAUAACAUGGUGGAGUCUGGUAAUGAAGAGGAAAAAAGUGAUCUCUGUUUAAUGGAGCCUAGUUUUUCAGCUACUCAGUUUGAUGAAUGUUCAUUGCUUAGAACAAAAGAUUUAACACCCAGCCCUAUAACAGUUUUAAAGCUGUCACCCCCAACUGAUGUUGAAGACGAUGAAACUAGAAGCAACCAGGAAGAAGUAGUGCUGAAAACUGGUGGCGCUUUCUCACCAAUAUUAAAAACUCCACCUACAGGUGUUAAAAGAAUUAAUGCAUUUAGAUCAGAUAGUGUUGGUAGUACAGAUAGCAUAUCUCAUGAGUUGAGUCAUUUCCGACCAAUUGCGAUCUCCCCACGUACAGCUGCAAGAAAACUUGCUGAUGGAAAGCCAGCUUCACCUGCACUUAUACAUAGCACACCAACAAAUUUACGGAAGGCUUUAGAGACAGGUGAGAGUGACGUGCUUCAGAAGAGCCCUUUAUUAAUGGCUAAGUGGUUAAGUUUGGCACAGGAACGGGAGAAAAAAGUCUUAGUAGGUUCCAAAUGUGUCAUGGCUGGCAAAAGUGUAAUCCAAGAACAAGACCAGAAGAAAUCAUUCGUCAGUAAACCAUCACAUUUGAAUUCAAAUAAACUUAUGUUAUAUUCAAAAAAUGAUGCUGGGAAUAUUGCAGAUAAAAAUUCAUUAAGAAUGUGUCAGAGACCUAUAAAUGUAAAUUCAACUGAUAAAGUUGAAACACAGGGUUCUGGUGACAUCUCCAAAAAGCAGUCACCUAAUUGGCUUUCUCGUGAAAGUCCGGUUGCUGCUACAACAGCAACUGGAAAUAUAGACAAUACAUUUGAUAAUCACAAGACAGAAUGCAUUAGCGUUCAAACGGCAGAUACUGUUAAGCGUAGCCCAGGAAAAGUUUAUCACAUGAAAGACAGAACACCUUCCCACUCCAGAAGGAAAAACUUGACAAAAAUUUUAACUUCUUCGUUUGAAGACACAAACGUUUCUACAUCCAAAUGUCCCUCGAAAGAGGCGAGAAUUGAUAAAAGUAUUUUGAGCAAAAUUGUAAAACAGAAAGAGGACAAACAUAGGAAGAUGGAAGAAGUAAAGACUGAUGACACAAAUUUUAAUAAAUAUAUGAAUCCUUUGGAUGGAAAAGAAAUUAUUGCAGAUGAAAAAUAUAUUGAUUUGAAGAAGGAACAGGAUUCAGAGCUUAAGUGUAACCAUGAGAUUAGGUGUAAUGAUGAGAUUAAGUGUUGUAAUUUAAGUAAGGGCAAUGAUUCAAUUAAAGACAAGAAUGGAUGUAGUCAGUAUGAACAACAAUUGGACGAAAAGGUUGGAAAUAAUUAUAAAAAACAUAAAGAUCAAACACAUGGGGCUCAUUCAGAGGAGAAAAGCAUAAAGAAAAAGAACAAAACAGCCGAAAAUCAAGGUCGGAAGCAGCAAAAUUAUAAAAAUUGUAGAACUAUUGAAGACAUGUUUGCCAAAUUUCAAAAGCAACUUGGAACUGAUGACUUUAAAUCAGGUGAGAAUGAUGUUCAUUCAGUCAAAACCAGCUCAGUAGCAAACUCAAGUGAAAGGAAAAUUGAUGAAGAGUUCAGUGAUAAUGAGAGAAUACCAAGGUUUACAAAGUCACCAAAAUCACCAGUUCAAGACCAUCAGAUCUUGAUUUUGAAUCAAACAUUAUCAUUUAAACAAAAAACUGAUUCAGGCAAAUUGACUGAUAUAACAAAACCAUCUAUUCAUCAAAGAGUUGGCAACAAAAGGAAAUCUGAAGAAACACCAGAUGGGAAAAACAAGUUCAAAUUCAGGCAAGUUUCAUAUUCGUCUCCAAGGAAAGCUCAACGUUUAGGAUUUUCAGCUUCUCCAAAGAAGGCUAAAUCAAAAUGCUCGAAGGGGAAUACUCAUACAAGAAAUGAUUCUGAACCGUUAAGUCCUGGUACUUUAAAGCACAAUCGAUUCUUGAAGCUACAAACUAAAGAGGAAAGGAGACUUGAGCAAGAGGAGCUCGAUCGGCAGGUGGCUUUAAAGCUGCAACGACAGCUCGAUCGCGAAAUUAAAGCUGAAUUGAACAACGUAAGUAGAGCACGUGGAAGUGAAUCAGAGUAUCAACUAAGAAGUCGUAAGCCAGCUUAUAAAACUGUUUUAUGAAAUUUACCAUGAACUCAUUAUGCCUUGAAUAACUGUAAACUUAAUGGUUCUUGAUAUUUCAUUUUUUAUCAUCACAGAUAUAAUCCCUGAUGUUUUCCUUACAAAUUUUAUCAUUUUGCUUGUUCUGUUUUGUUAUAUUUUCGUUUUUUUACACAUGUUUAUGCUAGAAAAAAAAUGGCACUAUUUCAUAUCAGUUCACAACCAUACUAUUUCAUCAUGUUUAUGCUGAAUAUUUAUAUGUUUCUGCAGUGCAUCACAGGUGAGCAAACUGCUACCUGCGAGCUACAUGAAGCCUGACAGUGAUUUUGUUGCUGCCUGUGUCUGCAGCACAGUUUGCCAAGUUUAUUUUAACUCUUUUUGUAUUGUAUUACCACAAGAUGGUCUUUGUUGAGUUUACGUCUUUAUGUAUAUGUAUAU
Anneissia japonica is the source of this 3792-nucleotide messenger RNA. RefSeq lists its product as uncharacterized. Gene Ontology annotation, biological process: double-strand break repair. NCBI's taxonomy places the organism in Eukaryota, Metazoa, Echinodermata, Crinoidea, Comatulida, Comatulidae. Bases 103 to 3375 code for a protein of 1090 amino acids. The transcript has 6 exons. Gene Ontology annotation, molecular function: metal ion binding; nucleosome binding; ubiquitin-protein transferase activity. The record is from RefSeq and is a predicted model, not a curated record. Gene Ontology annotation, cellular component: site of double-strand break; nucleus.